Aspergillus campestris IBT 28561 is the source of this 813-nucleotide messenger RNA. RefSeq lists its product as uncharacterized. Bases 1 to 792 code for a protein of 263 amino acids. The record is from RefSeq and is a predicted model, not a curated record. NCBI's taxonomy places the organism in Eukaryota, Fungi, Ascomycota, Eurotiomycetes, Eurotiales, Aspergillaceae. The transcript has a single exon.
AUGACGGCCAUCAUCCGGAAGUUGCGCCGGAAGCGCAAGCUCUCCUCGGAACUGGACUCGCGGUGGGGAGAUGUCUCCAUCACCUAUCCCACCGAGGGGUCCUGGAGCCAGUGGGAUCAGCCUGCCGGUGUGGUGGCCCGGUCUCCUGAACGGGGACGACGACAUAGCUCUGUUGACACGACCGAUCGCCGCAGCUGGUCCUCGCCGCGCCAUCCGGUCAAUCGCACCUCGGGAGACUCGUCCCUGACUAUCCCGCGAGGCCACUAUGACUCCAAACUGCGCAAUCGACCCACGAAGAAGAUCCCCGCCCCGUUAUGCGCCACUCGCGAUCCCCCUCGCACAUGGCAGGAUUCCGCCUCGGAGGACCCGUCCAGCGAUACGUCUGAAGACGAUGACCCCGUGUCGGAGCUGGGGCCAUCCCGGGGACGGUACCCUCCUGCAUCCAAAUCGCCCCCGCUAUCCGUCACCUCCAAGAUGCGACGCUGCAGCAUCCAGAGCAAUACGACUGACGGCACGGCCUCGAUGCCGGUCACGGCCAGCUCCAAACACACCAGCUACACCUCGACGGUCCCCUCCGCACUGAGCGAGGGGCCUCGAUCUUUCCACCUCCCCACCCAACAAGAGAAAAUCAAGAGUCCUCGUUCUCCUUUCGUGAAAUCUCCACCCCCUCCGCCGCUACAGCUGCCACCGCAACCGCCCCAUCAGCCCCGGGGCCGGGAGCCCUACCGGGCGCCCGAGGUCGAGUCGACUGAACAGGAACUGGUGCCUUCCUAUGAGGAGCUGUACGGAUGAUACAUGGAUUCGAAUUUAUAG